ACCGCUGGAUCAUUGUUCAGCAACAGUCGCAAGGUGGUUCCUCCGUUCUCCAGUACCUUCUUCGGUUGACAUCUCGAAGCGGCGAACACGCGGCUCUCCUCGCGUACGAACGCGCGAACCGAGACACGUCCCGAACCAAAUAUCGAAGUAGCGAGGACUAACCGGAGUCGGAAUCCGCGAUCGCGAUUAACAACGCCGAAACGAAGAUAACCGAGUCUAUUUCGUGUUUCUUUCUCCAUUUGGAUAUCGCAAGUGCCAGCCGGAUCGCGGAAACAUGGGCGCGGAAACAGUCGACACCGGGGGUGUCUACAAAACACCCGUCGCGAGACCGGAAGUCCUCAGACACGACGGGAAGUUGCCCGGAAACAUGGAGCGCGGAUUGCACGAGCGUGACCGAGUCGGCGUUCAAGACUUCGUCCUACUUGAGGACUUCCGCAGCGAGUCCGCCUUCAUCAAUAAUCUGCGCAAACGAUUCAACGAGGAUCUCAUUUACACGUACAUCGGCCAGGUGCUAGUGUCGGUGAAUCCUUACAAGAAACUGCCCAUCUACACCCCGGAGACCAUCCUUUACUAUCACGGGAGAAAUUUCUUCGAGGCGCCUCCUCACAUUUUCGCUCUCGCGGACACUGCCUAUCAAUCCCUCGCUAAGGAGAAUCGCGAUCAAUGCAUCCUGAUUUCAGGCGAAUCGGGAUCCGGGAAAACGGAGGCGUCUAAGAAGGUCUUGGAGUUUAUCGCGGCUGCUACCGGACAUAAAAAGCAGGUGGAAGAGGUGAACGAUAAAUUGAUUGGCAGCAAUCCCGUGCUGGAAGCCUUCGGUAAUGCAAAGACCAAUCGCAAUGACAAUUCGUCUCGCUUUGGCAAGUACAUGGACGUUCAGUUCAAUUUCCAGGGAGAUCCAGUCGGUGGAAAUAUCUUAAAUUAUUUAUUGGAGAAGUCUCGAGUGGUCCAUCAAUCGGUUGGCGAGCGGAAUUUCCAUAUCUUUUAUCAGCUGUUAGCGGGUGCGGAUGACGACACGCUGCGAAAACUGUUCUUGAAAAGAAACCUCGACACGUUCUUCUACCUGAGCAACGGGACGAAAGGUACGGUGGACACCAUCGAUGACGCUAAUCAGUACAAGGAAGUUAUCCGGGCCAUGAGGACCAUGGAGAUGUCUCAGCAGGAGCAGAAUGACCUGUUUGCCAUAGUCGCGUCGGUGCUGCACAUGGGUAACGUGGGCUUCUCGGAAGAGGACGGCGUAGCGACUAUUCUGAAACCCGCGUCCGUCGAUGCCGUCGCUACGCUGCUAGGAUGCGACGUGGAGCGACUGGCAAAGGCGUUUACUCAUCGCACCAUAGAUGCUCAUGGUGACGUGGUGGUUUCACCCUUGAAUAGGGAAUUGGCCAUUUAUGCGAGAGACGCGCUGGCCAAGGCCGUGUACGACAGAUUAUUCACCUGGCUCGUGACUAGACUUAACAAGUCUUUACAACCCCAGACUAAUCCUCGGCGCAAAAUGGUCAUGGGCAUUUUGGACAUUUAUGGUUUUGAAAUCUUUCAGAAGAACAGCUUCGAGCAGUUCUGUAUUAACUUUUGCAACGAGAAAUUGCAACAACUGUUUAUCCAACUGACAUUAAAGUCGGAGCAGGAGGAAUAUCUGCGCGAAGGGAUAACUUGGGAGAACAUAGAAUAUUUCAAUAAUAAAAUCAUUUGCGACCUGAUUGAAGAGAAAUAUAAAGGAAUGAUAUCAUUAAUGGACGAGGAGUGUUUACGACCUGGAGAACCAACGGAUAUGAGCUUCCUAGAAAAGUUGAACGUAAAUCUGAACAACCAUCCUCAUUACAUUAGCCAUCAAAAGGCUGAUAUACGAACGCAGAAGAUUAUGGGACGAGACGAAUUCAGAUUGGUGCAUUACGCCGGCGAUGUUACAUACAACGUACGCGGAUUCCUCGAGAAAAAUAAUGAUUUGCUAUUUCGAGAUUUACGCGAAAUUAUGUCACAUACAACGAAUUCCAUCACAAAAACUGUAUUCGACGUGAAAGAUUUAACCAGUAAGAAACGCCCGGAGACUGCCAUAACUCAGUUUAAAAAUAGUUUGAACAAUCUGGUUGAGAUUCUCAUGGGUAAAGAACCGUCUUACAUUCGUUGCAUCAAACCUAACGAUUUCAAGAUGGCCAACAAAUUCAACGAAAAGAUCGUGUUGCAUCAAGUGAAGUAUUUGGGCCUGAUGGAGAAUUUGCGAGUGAGACGCGCCGGUUUCGCAUAUCGAAGACCGUACGAGCAAUUCUUACAGCGUUAUAAGUGCCUCUGCUCGGAAACCUGGCCGAAUUAUCACGGCCCGGCCAAGGAGGGCGUGCAGACACUCGUGUGCCAUCUCGGCUACGAGUGCGACGAUUACAGGAUGGGAAACACCAAGUUAUUCAUCCGAUUUCCUAAAACGUUAUUCGACACGGAGGACGCGUUCCAAAUGAAGAAGCACGAGAUAGCUGCCAUUAUCCAGAGCAAAUGGAAGGGUAUAUUAACGAGGAGGAAAUAUUUAGAAAAGCGAGAAGCAACGAUCGUUUUCCAAAAAUAUAUUCGCAGGUGGCUCGCGAAACGCAGUGCCACAAAACGACGACAGGCAGUUGCCACUGUCCGCAGAUUCAUCGAAGGCUUCAUAACACGGGAUGGAGCGCCUACAGAAAUUAACAAGGCAUUUAUUGAAUUGGCGAAAUCACAAUGGCUUAUCAGACUUUCGAAGACAUUGCCACCGGGUGUCUUAAAUAAAUAUUGGCCGCCAUGUCCAUAUUCUUGUCAAGAGGCAUCAGAGUAUUUACGCGUAAUGCACAGGCGAUGGAAAGCCCGUCAUUAUCGAAUGGCGCUAAGCAAGGAGGAGAAGGAACAAUUCGAGUUGAAGAUACUCGCAGAGUCUCUGUUCAAGAAUAAGAAGAAAUCUUACGCGAAGAGUGUAGGUCCGAGAUUUGUAACCGAUCGUCUCGGUGAGGAGUACAAAGCACUGCGGCAAAGCUUUAUCAGCAACAUUUUAACAUCCGGAGAACAUAUAAAGUACGCCACUCCCGUCAUCAAGUACGAUCGACACGGCUAUAAGCCGCGCGAGAGGGUGCUCAUUUUAACAGAGAAUGCCGUAUAUAUUCUCGACACUCUCAAGACCUUCAAGCUUAAGCAUCGUCUACCUUACAAGGCUAUCGAGGAGUUGGUCGUCACCGGGGAAUCGGAUAAUUUACUCAUCGUUAGGAUACCACCCGAAUUGAAAAAGGACAAGGGUGACUUGAUCUUAGAAGUUCCGCAUCUAAUAGAAGCGUUAACGAAAGCGAUCGAUAUCACCAAUAAUCCCAACAUUCUCAAGAUCGUCAAUACCGAAUCUGUGUCCCACAAACUAGUCAGCGGUAAGGAGGGAGUCAUCGAAGUCAGGACCGGUGCCACUCCGGCGAUCAGUAAAAAUCGACAGAGCGGGCACUUAUUAGUGGUAAGGAUACGAAAUCCGAACUGAUCCUUUAGAGCAAACGUUUUUCCAUCGCACUCAUUUCAACAAACCGUCGGAUUUCAGGUCGCUUCUCCGUGAGACCUGAAGAAAUCUCUCGGUGCUACGAUGCUCGGAGCAGCCUUAACGCAAUGUGAUUUAGAGAAUACGGCGACAGAACAUUAAGAAGAGAUAAUAUAUGACACUUGGAUACAUUUUUAAAUUACUCCGGCGAUUUUGUACCUUAUCAUGAAAGGAUGAUAGAACGACAAUACAUAGGGUCUUUCAUUCCGACGUAUACUGCAGAUUACGUCCGAAUCUUGUCGAAAGUAUGAAAGGCGCAGAGUGCCAUAGCGCCUCCUGUAUAAUAUUCCCUUGUAAAUUAGGUAAUAUUAUUGAAUACGAUAUUUAUUCUGAUAGCAAGGAGGAAACUGACCGGGCUGGCGAGUUCGUUUGUCAGGUAAUUUGUAAACGUUAUUUAAAUAUAGGCUAAGCCUCGGUUACGCCAGCGCGAUAAACGGAAA
Molecule: messenger RNA, 3957 nt
Organism: Vollenhovia emeryi
Lineage: Eukaryota; Metazoa; Arthropoda; Insecta; Hymenoptera; Formicidae
Gene: Myo61F
Product: myosin-IB
Exons: 20
Coding region: 275-3463 (1062 amino acids)
Biological process (GO): actin filament organization; vesicle transport along actin filament
Cellular component (GO): actin cytoskeleton; cytoplasm; plasma membrane
Molecular function (GO): actin filament binding; ATP binding; microfilament motor activity
Source: RefSeq, a predicted model, not a curated record